This is a messenger RNA of Betta splendens (Siamese fighting fish), 6153 nucleotides long. RefSeq names its product dynamin binding protein (gene dnmbp). Bases 437 to 5431 code for a protein of 1664 amino acids. Gene Ontology annotation, molecular function: guanyl-nucleotide exchange factor activity; protein binding. NCBI's taxonomy places the organism in Eukaryota, Metazoa, Chordata, Actinopteri, Anabantiformes, Osphronemidae. Gene Ontology annotation, cellular component: cytoplasm. The record is from RefSeq and is a predicted model, not a curated record. Gene Ontology annotation, biological process: intracellular signal transduction. The transcript is spliced from 17 exons.
CGAACUCCACUUUACGCGUCAGUAAAACCGGGCUCGUGCACUUUUGCGCCAACUUUCUUCGCAUUUCAGUCAGGCGGCAGCCGCGCCAGCCGCGGCCGCCUUUGAAAAAAGUGGGUGGCGUCGUUGCGCGUGGGCACGGAGCGGCGCGCGGCGGCCCCGCGGCCGCUCGCGCUGCGGUGACGCGGCCAGGACACGGCGGUGGCGUCGCGCGCUCGUCAGCCCUCAGCUGAGACAACAGGGCGGAUCGUCCCGGGAAUGAAACGAGCCUCUGCGCUGCGCCGGAGCCGCGGCACGCGCAGCUGCUGCCGCUGAAAAAGUUGCGUCGCUCGCGGGGAGAAAAGCAGCACAUCACCGGGCGGGAGUUGGACUUCUCGUCUGACUGGAUGCAGCGGGGCGGUUAUUAGCGACGCGGCGCUGAUUUCACAGGUUGUGAGUGAUGGAAGCGGGGUCUGUGGUGCGCGCCGUGUUCGAGUUCCUCCCCAGUGUCUCGGAGGAGCUGCCCCUCUUUCCCGGCGAUGUCAUCGAGGUGCUCAGCGUUGUGGACGAUUUCUGGUUGCUUGGCAACAAAGAUGGCGUCACAGGCCAGUUCCCGAGCACCUUCGUGGAAGAGGUCACCAUUCCCAGCACCAAGCCUGGCGACCGGCUCUACGUGUGCAUUAGUGAUUUCAGCUCUGCAGAGCCAGGCAGCCUGUCCUUAAAGAGAGGUGAUGUGGUGGUCAGGGAGGCAGGAGAGUCCAUGGACCUGGGGGUCCUAUGGCAGCGUGGUUGUAAUGCAUGGGGCGUCCGGGGUCUCUUCCCCACAUCGUGUGUGCAGGUGCUGAACCUUUCCGGACGUUCCAAGCUUCUGUCGGAGCGUUCGGCUCAGGCCCAGGCUGCAGAGCUCCCAGCCUAUGCACUAGGUCAAGCCCGGGCUCUCAUGAGCCUCCACGCGCAGCUCAACGAAGAGCUGGACUUCCGCGAGGGCGACUUGAUCAUCAUCACAGGCCUGCCGGAACCAGGCUGGUUCCAAGGAGAGCUGGACGGCCAGAGGGGGAUUUUCCCAGAAGGGUUUGUGGAGCUCCUUGGUCCACUUCGAUCCCCCCAGGAACCUGUGGACUGUCAGUAUGUGGACAGUGACCUUCAAGUAAUGAACUGCGAGGACCCAUCGGAUGCAGAGGAGGGACCUGAGAGGGAGGGUGUCGAAGAGGGGGAGGCUUUUCAGAGAGAGGAAGAGGAGCAGAGGGAGGAUGCAGUCGAAGAGGAGGAGGACGGCAUCUAUGGAGUGGCUCUAUAUGAGUUUCGGGCCUUGGAGCCGGGUGAGCUGGAAUUUGAUGUGGGCGAUCGCAUACGUGUGGUGAACACGUUGGAGGACGGCUGGUUGGAGGGGGAGCUCAGAGGGCAGCGGGGCGUCUUUCCCCAUCGCUUUGUCAAAAUAGAAGGCGACAAACCAAAAAACGCAGAGGAAACCGUGGAAGCCGUGGCCGAACCAGAAUACGAUAAGGACAAUAGAUGCGCUUCUGAAUACAACACAGAGCAUUUGUGUCCCAAUGGGGCAGAGGAGGAUGCUGAAUGGGGGACGUAUGAGGAUCACACCGUGUGGGACCUGGACUUCUUCGAGAGGUGCGAAGAGCAAAGGCCGGACACAAACACUGCAGCUCAGCUCAACCCCAGGUACCAGAGAGACAGAUGGAGCAGGCCCGACUCUCAGCCACGCAGACCCGCUCCCCCCGUGCAAGGCAGGCCUGCGAGGCCCAGGUCCAGUCCCCCGGCCAGACCCAGCCUCCCGCCUCGGCCCAGCCUGCCUCUGCAUCGAGGCCCGCUUCCUGACAGGAACCGGUCCCACUGCGUUAAUGGUGACGCUCGAUCCCUUAAACCGAAGCUGACUCACAGCCUGACGCUCCCCAGCUCUAAAGACAGUAGAUGCUGCAGGCGGCCACCAGCAGAGGGCGCCACCACCGGUAACAGAGACUAUAGCCUUGAAGGCCACAAGCAGACGGCUCUCAUUCGCCAUCCCAGCGUCACCGAUGCUGAUACGGGCCCUGAGACACGGACCCGUUCCCCCCAGACGGUGCGUGGCCCCAACGGGUCAAUCCCUGCGUCCGUCACCUUCGAUGCCCUGGUUAACUCUGCCACUGACCUGGAGGCCAAACUCUCCCAGCAGCUGCUAGAAUUUGACAAAAGCCCGCCCGCUUCGUGCGCUGGCUCCAGCGUGGGCCCCGACCCCAGCCAGCAGUUCCCCAUCUCCAGGCACUUUUCUAUUCUGGAAUACAGAGACGAGCGCGACAUCAUGCGAGGCUCCUCGCGUUCUCCCACGUCCCACCUCUCGCGCUCCAACUCCGCCACCUCCUCGCUGGACCGGCGCCGGACCCUUCGGCCUCCUCCCCCCCGGCCCCGAGCUCGACGCCCCCCGGCGGCGGCUGCCUGUAAGCCAGCGCGGCCUGCUCCACGUCCCCCUCCCCGUUGCCCCAGACAAAAUACCGCUCCACCGGCCUGCGACCCCCCCACAAGCAGCCACGUCUUCUACACCCCCGAUGAACCAGAGCUGCCGCCCGAGAUGGCCGACCUCGCCGCCGCCCAGGAACACGGGGUCCAGUGCCAGCUGGAGGCCGAGGCCGACCUGGAGAGAGAGGUGGAAUUGGAGAGUCAGCGGCAGACGGAGGAGGAGGAGGAGAGGUACCAGCUUUUGCUGCGGCUGCGGGAGGUGGAGCACGACAUGGAGGCAUACGCGCACACUGCAGAGGAGCUCAGGGCCAUGUUGGAGGAGGAGGAGGAGGAGACGGCCCGGAUGCAGGCCAUGGAGAACCUGGAGUUCUGCACCUACACACUGGAGACCCUCGCCCUGGAGCAGCAGCACCUCCAAGAGAUGACACUCCUGUCGUCUCAGCCCAAACCCCUGGACAAUGCCCUAGCCUCGGACUCGCCCCCCGCUGCUGGCACGGGCACCGAGGUGAGGAUGCUGGAGAAGAGGUCAAAGGUCAUCGACGAGCUGCUGCAGACGGAGAAGGACUACAUCAAAGACCUGCAGAUGUGUGUCGUUGAGAUCAUUGAGCCGCUGCAGAAAAAGCAGAUGAAAAAUGUGGAUUUCGACGGGCUCUUUGGCAACAUCAGCUCUGUGAUCGACCUGUCGCAGCGCCUCUUGGAGACACUGCAGGACACAGACUCCAUCGGAAAGGUUUUUCUGGGCUUCAAAGCGGAGCUAGAGGACGUGUACAAGAUCUACUGCCAGAACCACGAUGACGCCAUCUCUCUGCUGGAGACCUACGAGAAAGACGAAAACAUCCAGCGCCACGUGAUGGAGUGUCUGGAGAGACUGAGAGCCAUAUAUCGAGAGUGGGGUAAAACGAACUACAUCAACCUCGGCUCCUUCCUGAUCAAGCCUGUGCAGCGCGUCAUGCGCUACCCGCUGCUGCUGAUGGAGCUGCUGGGGGCCACGCCGGAAAACCACCACGACCGCCCGCAGCUCACGCAGGCCCUGCAGUCGGUGAAGGAGAUCAACGGGAACAUCAACGAGUACAAGCGACGGAAGGACCUCGUGGUGAAGUACAGGAAGAGCGACGAGGACACUUUCAUUGACAAGAUCUCCAAGCUGAGCAUGCACUCCAUUAUCAAGAAAUCCAACCGAGUCAGCAGCCACAUCAAGCAUCUGACGGGAAUUUCCCCACAGAUUAAAGAUGAAGCAUUUGAUGAGACGGAGAAAAGGUUCAGGCUGCAGGAGAGACUCAUUAAGUCGUUUAUCAGGGACAUUUCCUUGUACCUGCAGCACAUUAGGGAAUCGGCAUCUGUGAAGGUGCUGGCUGCCAUCAGCUUCUGCGACAUCUACACAGAGCGCAGCCUGCUGGACCCCGAGCGCUUCCAGAGGGCCCACCGCUGCAUCAGCGAUAAACAGUUCACGCAGUUCAAGGAGCGCACUGAGGCCUUGGUCAUCGGCCCGCUCACCCAGCUGCUCCUCAUGUUCGCCGGGCCCCACAAGCUGAUCCAGAAGCGCUUCGACAAGCUGCUCGACUACGACAACUGCAAGGAGCGCGCGGAGCGCUUCAAGGACCGCCGCGUCCAGGACGAGCUGCAGGCGGCGCGCAACAACUACGAGGCGCUCAACGCCCAGCUCCUGGACGAGCUGCCCAAGUUCCACGGCGCGGCCGAGGAGCUGUUCACGGGCUGCGUGACGGCCUUCGCUCAGGCGCAGAAAGACUUCAUGAAGACCACGCUGGGCGAGUUGAAGCCCCUCCUGCAGGCUUUCUCCAACAGGGCUGGAACGGAGAGCAACCUCAUCACCCACUUCCAAGAAGAGCACAGCCGAGUGGUGCAGCUUCUGCAGAGCUUCAGCUUCUGCCCGGAGAACCUGCCUCCAGCCGCCCCCACCAAGAAGCCCUUCGAGAAGAAGACCCUGGAGAGGCAGGCGGCUAAGAAGCCACCGCAGCCACCCCCAAACCACAGCAUGCAGACGGACGAGCACCGGGCCGGACUUCUGGCGCGCUACGGCCACGAGAAGCUCUUCCAGGCUGAGAGGAACUUUAAUGCUGCCCAGGACCUGGAUGUCUCCAUUCUAGAGGGAGACCUGGUGGGAGUGAUCAAGCAGCAGGACCCCAUGGGCAGCCAGAACCGCUGGCUAAUUGAUAAUGGAGUCACCAGGGGUUUCGUGUACAGCUCCUUCCUCAAACCCUACAACCCGCGCAGGAGCCAGUCGGACGUGUCGAUUGAGAGCCAGUCGUCCAACGAGUCGGGCUACGGAGGCUCCUCCCCCGUUUUCUCUCGCCAGAACAGCAACAGCACGCUGACCUUCAACCAGGAAACGGUCAGCUUCUCCGCGUCGCAGCCGCAGAGCCAGUCGUCACCGCACCCGUCGCUGGACUCCGCCUCCUCCCGCAGGAGCCACCACAGGGACGCACCCAGCUCCGACUCUGCUUGUCAGAGCAACUCGGUGAACUCGUCGCCCCAGAGCUCCGCGAACCGGAGGGAGUACUCGGAUCACGCGUACCGGAGCUCGGCCGCUCACCGGGACGCGGAACCCUCGUACCGGCACUCGAGCGGUCGCAGGGACUCGUACGACGCGAGCAGCUACAGGGAGACGUCGGACCCGUCGGAGACAGACUCGUCUUCGUCUCACAGAAACCAUCGCUCACAGCGGCACGGGCCCUCAGACAAGUCCCACAGUUCUUAUCAGUGGAGGAAUGGGGACAGCAGCAGCCAGAAGAAGUUGUACCCAAGGGAGGAAUUCAUAGAACGCGAUCCAGAACCAGAGCAUGAGAGUGAAUCAGAUGGACACCAGAUCUACUACGCCCUCUACUCCUUCGAUGCUCGCUGUGCCAAUGAACUGAGCAUCUCGGCCAACCAGCGGCUGAGGAUACUGGAGUUCCAGGACAUGAACGGCAACAACGAGUGGUGGCUCGGGGAGGCAGGGGGCCGACAAGGCUACGUUCCCUCCAACUACAUCCGCAAAUCGGAAUACACAUGAUGGCGUUUGAUCUGUGGACGGAACCUGAGACUGUACGUCAAUCGUACGAAGGCCAACAGGGAGACAGAACAAAGAGACACAUGAGCAUGAGGACGCCUUUUGAUCUGUUGCCAUGGAGUUUGAUUCUGAUGACUGACCCUGCUCCUGAAAAGCUCCAGUAGCAUUAAAUGCCUAUUUAUAGAUUCUUUUAUACCAUUUUUAACUACUGGAAACCUCGCCCCCUCUUGCUUUCAGUGAAACACCUGUGAAUUGCCAUAUAUUCUGGGGUUCAAGUACCAAGUAGGUUGGCACAUUGGGAGGUUGCAAUGGAAAUGUGAAGGUGUUGUGGUCAGACAUACUUACCCAGACUCUGUGGUAACAUGCAUCAUGUCUGUAUGGAGAGUAAAGGAAAUGCAUUUAAACCAUUCUGAGCAACAAGGUUUGAGGCACUUGUGACUUUCCAUCGGUUGAAUUUUGAGUGACGUUUGAAAUAAACAUUUGAGACCAGGGAAAAGUUGAAAGGCUUUUUGAACUGUAGCACCCGAAUGCAUCUUCUAACAGGUUUGGUACUGUGGAAACAGAGCAUAACCCGUUUGACAGUAAGAGGGGGUUGAACCAGAAUGAGCGUGAGAUUGUGGUCUGAUGUACAUUAUGUGUAGAGUUGUACUAUGAGUGGACCUUGUUGCACCCACUGUAAAGUGAUCACUGUUUGAAUAAAUAACAGCUCAGCUGACAAAGUACAA